Molecule: messenger RNA, 912 nt
Organism: Anopheles cruzii
Lineage: Eukaryota; Metazoa; Arthropoda; Insecta; Diptera; Culicidae
Product: thymidylate synthase-like
Exons: 3
Coding region: 1-912 (303 amino acids)
Biological process (GO): dTMP biosynthetic process
Cellular component (GO): mitochondrion; cytosol
Molecular function (GO): thymidylate synthase activity
Source: RefSeq, a predicted model, not a curated record
AUGUAUUCAAACGAGACUCCCGCUCCAACGGAAUCGGAUUUCGAAAACAAAGAUGAACUCGGUUACCUGCAACUGAUUCGGGAGAUUCUCACCGAAGGAAGUAAGCGAGACGAUCGCACCGGUGUUGGAACUGUGGCUGUGUUUGGCUCGCAACUGCGGUACAGUCUCAGGGACGGUACCUUCCCGCUGCUGACGACGAAAAAAGUGUUCUUCAGAGGCAUCGCAGAAGAGCUGCUGUGGUUCAUCAAAGGAUCAACGAACGCGAAGGAACUGCAGGCCAAAGGUGUGCGAAUUUGGGACGGUAACAGCACCAGAGAGUUUCUGGAUUCUUGCGGCUUCACCGAUCGAGAGGAAGGUGAUUUGGGGCCGGUGUAUGGUUUUCAGUGGCGUCACUUUGGUGCUAAGUAUAAAACAUGCCACGACGACUACAGUGGCAAAGGAAAAGACCAGCUGGCGGAGGUCAUUGACAAGAUCAAAAACAAUCCAACCGAUCGGCGCAUCAUUAUGAGCUCCUGGAAUCCGGUGGACAUACCAAUCAUGGCCCUGCCGCCCUGUCACUGUUUGGCGCAAUUUUUCGUGGAAAACGGAGAGCUUUCGUGCCAAAUGUACCAACGUUCGGCCGAUGUAGGUUUGGGUGUUCCGUUCAACAUUGCGAGCUAUUCUCUACUCACGCAUAUGAUUGCGCACGUAACAGGGUUGAAGACUGGCGAGUUCAUACACACGACAGGAGACACCCAUAUCUACUUGAAUCACAUCGACGCACUGAAAGAGCAGGUCCAGCGAACGCCGAGAAAGUUUCCAACACUUACCUUUAAGCGUGAAGUAGCGUCGAUCGAAGACUUCCAGUACGAUGAUUUCAUCAUCAAGGAUUACAAUCCGUACCCGGUUAUCCGGAUGGAAAUGGCUGUUUGA